Messenger RNA from Aspergillus tanneri, 618 nucleotides. Its product is annotated as BTB/POZ domain-containing protein. The record is from RefSeq and is a predicted model, not a curated record. Lineage: Eukaryota; Fungi; Ascomycota; Eurotiomycetes; Eurotiales; Aspergillaceae. Gene Ontology annotation, molecular function: protein binding. The transcript has 4 exons. Bases 1 to 618 code for a protein of 205 amino acids.
AUGACUGCGUGUAAACGACGCAAAUUAUCCCCCGGGGCCUUCUCUGGUAGGGAAGAGUACUUUAACAACCCCCGAUUCUCAGAUCUCACCAUCUUGUCUGGGGACCAAAAAUUCUACGUCCACAAGGUGCUCGUCUGCGCGUACUCAGAAUACUUUUCUCUACUCUUCGAUGGAGACUGGAAUGAAACACGCAAAAACGUGGUCAAGCUCUACGAAGACGAUCCCCAAGCUGUCAAAGCUAUGCUUCAGUUCAUGUACGGAAUCGGUUAUAUGAGAGGUGAUGACCUCCUAGCCGCCAGCGUGUACGUAGUCAGUGACAAAUACUUGGUCCCGAAAGUGAAGGAGCAUGCGUUGGAGAAGUUCUACUUGGGGAUGAAGUAUCCCGUAGGUCUAAACUCCCUUCCAUCGGUGAUUACGAGGGUCUACGCGAUGACAACGAAAAUACAUCAAGAACUGCGAGAUAUCGUGGUCAGUGUGGCCCUAGAUCGGAUCUACACCCUGUGGAAGAAUAAAGAGUUUGUGGCCGUGAAUGACACAAUAUCGCUGCAAGAAAUGCACGAAUGUCUGGCAUGGGGAUUGCUCUCAAACCUUCCGGUUCUGUCCUCUCUGUGGACAUAA